Messenger RNA from Kwoniella botswanensis, 1476 nucleotides. RefSeq names its product pyruvate dehydrogenase complex dihydrolipoamide acetyltransferase. Gene Ontology annotation, molecular function: dihydrolipoyllysine-residue acetyltransferase activity. The record is from RefSeq and is a predicted model, not a curated record. The transcript has 6 exons. Gene Ontology annotation, biological process: pyruvate decarboxylation to acetyl-CoA. Lineage: Eukaryota; Fungi; Basidiomycota; Tremellomycetes; Tremellales; Cryptococcaceae. The coding region runs from base 1 to 1476 and encodes 491 amino acids.
AUGAUGUCCUUUGCUCAAGUGGCUAAAAGAUCAGCUUCGGCUGGUUUGAGAAAGCAGGUUCUCAUCUCCAGAUCCCUCCGAACCUCCGCCCCAUCAUCAGCCCUCAGCAAAUUCUCCAUGCCAGCCAUGUCGCCGACGAUGACAGAGGGUGGUAUUGCCUCGUGGAAAGUUAAAGAAGGAGACUCGUACGCUGCUGGUGAUGUCUUGGUGGAAAUUGAGACUGAUAAAGCUACGAUCGAUGUUGAGGCUCAAGAUGAUGGUGUUUUGGCCAAGAUCAUUGUCCAAAACGGUGCUAAGGGAAUCGCCGUCGGUACACCCAUCGCAGUAAUCGGAGAAGAAGGAGAUGACCUCUCAGGUGCAGACAAAUUAGCUUCUGAAUCAGAGGGUGAAUCAGCCCCACCACAGAAGAAAGAGGAAGAAACUCCAAAGGAACAACAACAAGAAUCUAAACCUGCUGAAUCUUCUGAGAGCAAGACCCCUUCGUUGGGUACACCUAAAGAUGAGACCAAAUAUGGAUCAGGAAGUGGUGGUAGAGAAGUUCAACAGGUACCGGAGCUACCUGGACAAGGUGAUAAACCCAAGUUCUUCGCUUCUCCUUUAGCUAGGAAGUUGGCUUUGGAGAAAGGUAUUCCAUUGGCGCAGAUUAAAGGUACUGGACCAGAGGGCAGGAUCGUCAAGGAGGAUGUUGAGAAGUACAAGGGAGGUGCCUCUUCAUCUACCGCUACUACCCCAACCUCAGGUGCUACCACCACUCCAGGUAAAGCUGCCCCUGCUGCUCCUGCCGAGUACGAGGACAUCCCCACUUCCAACAUGAGAAAGACGAUCGGUAAACGAUUGACCGAAUCCAAGCAACAAUUACCUCACUACUACUUGACCGUCGAGGUCAACAUGGACCGAUUGCUCAAACUCAGGGAGAUGUUCAACAAGGCUGGUGAAGGAAAGACCAAACUUUCGGUUAACGAUUUCAUCGUAAAGGCCGCUUCCCUUGCUCUUGCCGAAGUACCCGAAGCCAACUCCGCCUGGUUAGGUGACGUGAUCCGACAAUACAAGAAAGCCGAUAUCUGCGUUGCUGUCGCUACCCCCAACGGACUCAUCACACCUAUAAUCAAGGAUGUUGGAUCCAAGGGACUCGCUUCCAUCUCAGCCGAGACCAAAGCUUUAGCAUCAAAGGCUAGGGAAGGUAAAUUGAAACCUGAAGAAUACCAGGGAGGUACAUUUACAAUCUCAAACUUGGGAAUGUUCGGUAUCGACAACUUCACUGCUAUCAUCAACCCACCUCAAUCUUGUAUCUUGGCCAUCGGUAAGACAUCGACGAAAUUGGAAUUGGCACCUGAAGACCCCAAGGGGUUCAAGACGGUUCAAGUUAUGAAAGCUACUUUGUCGUCCGAUCACCGAACGGUCGAUGGUGCGGUCGGUGCUAAAUGGUUGAAAGCCUUUAAGGAUUACAUGGAACAACCUUUAACUUUCAUGCUUUAA